Messenger RNA from Zingiber officinale, 2951 nucleotides. Its product is annotated as receptor-like serine/threonine-protein kinase SD1-8. The record is from RefSeq and is a predicted model, not a curated record. Gene Ontology annotation, biological process: protein phosphorylation; recognition of pollen. The transcript is spliced from 7 exons. Gene Ontology annotation, molecular function: ATP binding; protein serine/threonine kinase activity. Bases 74 to 2476 code for a protein of 800 amino acids. Lineage: Eukaryota; Viridiplantae; Streptophyta; Magnoliopsida; Zingiberales; Zingiberaceae.
GUGAGUAAUCUCAAAGUCUACAUUGAACCUUCUCCUAUAAAUUUUUUUUUUUCCAAAAUCAUUGGAAUUGACCAUGGAAACAAGGAUUGCACCGUUCUGCUCCUUCCUCUUCUUCGUUACAACUCUCUGCUCCCGCUCCACUGCAAGAGACACCCUGACUCUCUCUACUCCUCUCCUUGACGCCGACGGAGCGACCUUGAUCUCCGACGGCGGUAGAUUCGCACUUGGAUUUUUCAGCCCCCUUGGCUCCAGCAACCGCUACAUCGGCAUAUGGUACCACAACAUCAACCACAACCAAACCGUGGUAUGGGUUGCCAACCGCAAACAUGCUAUCACCGACCGGUCCGGCCGUCUCUCUCUAACCGGCGACCGAGGACUCACUGUCACCGAUGGAAACUCAAUUGCUGUUUGGUCCUCCCACUCGGCGACGGUUCUCAAGAGCCCCGUCGCACAACUCCUCGAUUCCGGAAACUUCGUGGUCAGCAACGGCAGCUCUGUGGCGUGGCAGAGCUUCGAGUUUCCGACGGACACGUAUAUCCCGAGUAUGAAGAUAGGGUGGGACCUGACGACCGGGCGCAGCUACAAUCUGACGGCAUGGACGAGCGAGAGCGACCCGGCGCCGAGUGGCUACACGAUGAGCAUCGACCAGAGCGGCGAUCCGCAGUUGGUUAUAACUGACGGGCCGCGACGGCACUGGCGGGGCGGCCCGUGGAACGGCAACCGGUUCAGCGGCGCCGAGGGCAUGCAACGCGACCGCGCCGUCGGCAUCGGAUUCAACUACACGACCAAUCCCCACCAAGUCUUCUUCUCCUUGUACCUGAUCGACACAUCGAUCAUCGAUAGGCUUGUGAUCAGCACCUCCGGCACCUUGCAGCACUACAUGUGGAUCCAAGACCGGCAGAUAUGGACGUUCCUGGGGUUCGUGCCGCGGGACGAGUGCGACAGCGUGGCCCGAUGCGGCCCCAACGGCGUCUGCCAUCCGGACGGGUCGACGAUGUGCACGUGCCUCCCGGGCUUCGCCAGUCGGAAUAACAGCGUAGAAUUGGACGGCUGCGUGAGGAUCACGGCGUUGGACUGCGUCAACGGAACGGAUGGGUUCGUGAAUCAGAGCAGCGUGAAGCUUCCUGACACGUCGACAGCGAUGGUGGACUGGAGCAUGGUGAGCCUGGAGGAGUGCAGAGUUCGCUGCUUGAGGAAUUGUUCCUGCACCGGCUACGCGCAGGCCAACGUCAGCGACAGUGGCAGCGGAUGCGUGCUCUGGUGGACCAAUCUACUGGAUAUCAAGUACUACAACGGCGGAACAGGGCAGGAUCUCUUCGUCAGAGUAGCAGCAGCCGAUCUCCCAAGCACAGGGGCAAAGCCUGGUCAUCGGAGUCCUAUGGUCGCCGUCAUUGUGGCCCCUGCUUUGGCUAUUAUUCUACUGGCAUUCAUUGUUUAUUGGAUUUGCUGGAGGAAGAAGAAACAUGACAUUUAUUUUGAUGAUGACGCUCAAGAAGAGGAUUUGGACCUACCAAUAUACGAUCUAUACACCAUUGCAGAAGCCACCAACAACUUCUCAGAAAGCAACAAGCUUGGGCAGGGAGGUUACGGACCAGUAUACAAAGGUAAGCUUAUGGAUGGACAAGAGAUAGCUGUGAAGAGGCUAUCGAUGACAUCGACUCAGGGUGCCCAUGAGUUCAAGAACGAAGUAACGGUGAUUGCUAAGUUACAACAUCGAAACCUUGUUCGACUUCUCGGAUGUUGCAUCGAAGCAAGGGAAAGGAUGUUGAUCUACGAGUUCAUGCCUAAUGGAAGCCUGGAUGCCCUUCUAUUUGAUAAAGCAAAAAGUGGAUUGCUGGAUUGGAAAACCCGAUACAACAUCAUAGUUGGGAUCGCUCGAGGAUUGUUGUAUUUGCACCAUGACUCUCGGCUAAGAAUCAUCCAUCGAGAUAUGAAAGCUAGUAAUAUUCUUCUCGACGAGCAUAUGGAUCCUAAAAUAUCAGACUUUGGAAUGGCGAGAACAUUUAGAGGCGACGAUAUAGAAGCAAAUACAAUGAGAAUUGUUGGAACCUAUGGAUAUAUGUCACCUGAGUAUGCUAUGAACGGGAUGUUCUCAAUAAAAUCUGACGUAUUUAGUUUUGGUAUAUUGAUACUUGAAAUCAUAAGCGGUAGAAGGAAUAGAGGUGUUUAUAAUUCUCCAUUCCACAUGAAUCUUCUUAGCGAUGUAUGGAACUUGUGGGAAGAUGGUGAAGCAUUGAAGCUUGUCGACGAAUCAAUUGCACAUUCAUUUGUAGCAACCGAGGUAUUGAGUUGUAUAAAAUGUGGACUCUUAUGUGUUCAAGAGCAACCGAUGGACAGACCAAUGAUGAAUACAAUAUUGAAAAUGCUAGAUACUGAUGUUUCUCUUUUGCCGGAACCAAGUCCAUCCAGAUUUAUAAAUUUAAGAGACCCUUUGGAGUCUGAUUCCUCAACAACAAUCAAAUCAAAGACACUAUAAGGCCUCUCUUCAACUCCCUUCUGCUUAUUUCCAUCUAGUCGUAUUUAUAUGAAACUGGAUCUGAAGGUUUCUAGUUUCUCAAAUAGUAAUCCGGAAAAACUGGACAAGUUUGUGUUCAAUUGCCUAGUGAUUAUUCUAUUUACUAGUGUGCAUCUAUCUACACCCAAUGAUUUAAAUGUUUCUCUUGCAUAGUUUUCUACGUGAGGAGGCACAUCUGAGAUGUGCUAAGAUCUUGUUAAGAAACUGAAGAGCAAAUUAGAAAGAUAGAUGAUCGAGCAUGCAAAGAGUUACGAGGCGGAGCGACCUUGGACUAAGGUGGGUUGCAGCCCUACCUUUUUAAAAAAAUUUUAAUAGCUUUUGAUUUCUUCAAUAUUUUUUUUCAGCCCCAUCCAAACUGUUAUGUAUUGAAAAAAAAUAUUAAAAUUCUGAAUCAAAAAAUAUAAAAUAAAAUAAAAUAUAGACUAAUCGAAUUGUU